AUGGAUGAUGAUUCGAUCUUGAUCUCAUUCGGCGUGGCGUUUUUCUUCGCCGUCGUCGCAGUGAUUGGAGCAGUCGGCGGCUCCGCUUACCUCAUCCGCGUCGGCAUCAAACGCUGCCAGCAGCGCCGACGUGAGCGACAGGCUGUCGCCAACGAACUCGGCAGUCGGAGACAUGUUGGCGAGCGAUGGACUUCUCGACCCGCCUCUACGCCCACCACCAACUCCCCUCGCUCCCGCCUCUCUUUCCAACAACCCUUCAGAGACAAAGCUCACUCCACGGAGCUCGAGCACUGUGUUAGAUGCACGGUGCAAAUGAUUCAGCACGAUCUGACAACUGGAGGACAAUUCAACUGGCAGAACGACGAAUUUGAAAUCGUCGAUGGAAGUGUGGGCAAACGAGCUGCGAGGCUCGCCGCCUGA
Molecule: messenger RNA, 420 nt
Organism: Anthostomella pinea
Lineage: Eukaryota; Fungi; Ascomycota; Sordariomycetes; Xylariales; Xylariaceae
Source: the annotation of a GenBank genome assembly